AUGGGAUCGGUGUCAACUGCGGGCGAGGCCGUUGCGAGGAUCGCUUAUCUCUCGAGCGACCUUGUCUUGUCUGUGCAGCCAUCCCUCCAGGCUGAUUCGCUCUUUUCAAAACACCUCAGGAAACUCUCUGCGGACAAUGUGCGGGGAGUAGUGUCGCAGGGGUUCCCGGAGAUCCGCUCCCUUCGCCAGAAUGAGGACCCGCUACUAUCGGCCUUCCAGCCGUUGCAGUCGGGGCACCGCGUUGCCCUCACUGCCUCUUCUUCUGUCCUCCUUCCAUCCAUACCCUACCUAUAUAAACUGGCAAACUACCCCCUCGUCAUUCAUGUUUGUCUGGAUCCAGCCCCUUUCCCCGAUUACUCCGUGGUUAGCUCUAUCCGCCAAUGUGGAUUUUCCUUUCUGCAUUCAGAAACAUUGCAAGAGGCUCAGGAUAUCGCCUUGACUGCACAUUCUCUUGCGGCAAAGUCGGGGAAAGGAGUGAUCCAUUUCUUCGACGCAACCAAUUCCCAGCAGGAUAAGCCGAUUGCUUCGGAGGAUCCGGAGCUCGUGAAGAAAAUCCUGGAUUUGGAACUUGUUCAGCACGCUCACGUGCCGUCGAAUGCUCCGCACACAUUGUAUGCGAACUCGGGACGUGUGGCUACCAUUGUGGAGGAAGAUCUGGGAGCAAGCGAGGGACACGCUACCGGUUUAUCCGCUUCCCAGCUUUCAUUGCCGCUGAAUACGUCUGCCAAUGGGCAUUUCUCUGCUUCCUCGUCCGGGAGCGACAGCGGCUCGGAUGGCGUUCCCGCGAGUUCAUCAGCCACGACAGUGGAACCCUUAACUGUACGGCCCGUGGACGCUUCUGAUAUCUUCCAAAUAACCAGCAAAAUAUGGGAUGAAUUGUCGCAGUUAUCUGGGCGCCAGUAUCAUGCUAUCGAAUACGUCGGACCGGAUAAUGCGCAAUCGGCCGUCUUCGUUUUCGGCUCCACCGGCGUCCUUGUCGAUGUCCUCAGGAACCCGAGCAGCAAAGCCGAUUUCGCAAACGUUGGAGUCAUCACUGCUCGUCUCUAUCGUCCCUGGAUUGGUGGCCAAAUAUCUCAUACGAUCCCGAAGUCGAUCGAGCGCAUUGCAGUCCUGGAGCAGGUGCGUAAGACUACUCGAUGGGGCCCUGCGUUCCUGGACCUUUUGUCAAGCUUGUCGCAACCAACCAGUAGCGGAAGGGCUCCUCAACUUGUCGGUUAUAGACUGGGGUAUAUCGAGCCUUCAACAGCUUCCCAAACCCUCCGCGACAUAUUUCAGAACCUUGAGGCCGACUCACCAAUCCAGAACCUUCAAGUUGGCAGGGAAAAAGUCCCAGAGGAGAUCUCCAUAACCAUCAGCGCUCCAGGGCAACCUGAGGCCGAAAACGCAUAUAUGAAGAUUUUGAACCAGCUUUUCAGCGCUCGGCUUUACGUUGCCAAUCAGCUUGGUUCCGAGAAUGCAGGGAUCUCUAGCACAAUUGCCUCCACACCAGAGUAUGGAUUCGGUUCGCUCAUUGCUCGCAUCGAAGGUCGACAACGUUUCAUUCGUGAGGUUGCAGAAGCGGCUAAGUCAACCAUGUUUACAACUGAUACUCCCAAGACUUGGCUUUCACGGUGGGCAUUAAAUGCCACAGACGCGGUCAAAGCAAAUAGUCUUGCUGCCGAUGUGAUUUCCCAGCUGGGUGUCGAUGGAUCCCCUCUAGCCAGGAAAUUGCUGCAAUCGAAACAGUAUUUCUCGAAGGAAUCGCAGUGGUUGAUUGGCUCUGAUGCGUGGGCCUACGAUUUAGGCAACUCUGGUGUUCACCACGUCCUCGCAUCGGGUGCCGAUGUUAAUAUGCUUAUUAUCGAUUCGCAACCUUACUCUGAGCGCGUUGCUGCAGAUGCCACACGGAGAAAGAAAGACAUCGGCCUCUAUGCCAUGAACUUUGGAAAUGCCUAUGUCGCAUCUGUUGCGGUGUAUGGGUCGUAUACCCAGGUCUUGCAGGCAAUGGCAGAAGCUGAUCAAUUUGACGGUCCUUCUGUCGUUCUUGCUUAUCUACCUUACAACAAGGAGAGCGACUCGCCCCUGACCAUCUUGCAGGAAACGAAAAAAGCAGUUGACCUGGGAUACUGGCCGCUGUAUAGAUGGAACCCGAAAAAUGCGGAGAGAGGAGAACCCAAUUUCGCCCUCGAUUCCGAGAGGAUCAAGCGAGAGCUAGAGGGAUUUCUUCGUCGGGACAACCAACUCACCCAGCUGAUGAAGCGACAUCCCCGGUUCUCGGCUAGCUUGUCAGAAUCUUAUGGGACGGAAGUCCGGGCUCUGCAAAAGCGAGCUGCUAAGGACUCCUAUGACAAACUUCUGGAGGGUCUCUUUGGCGCACCUCUCACUAUUUUGUUCGCGUCUGAUAAUGGUAACGCCGAGAACUUGGCUAAGAGGCUAGCUAAUCGCGGAAAGGCCCGUGGUCUGAAGACUAUGGUUUUGGCUAUGGAUGAUUAUCCCAUCGAAGACCUGGCUACUGAGGAAAAUGUGGCGUUCAUUACCAGCACAGCUGGCCAGGGCGAAUUUCCUCAGAACGGUCGUGCAUUGUGGGAGGUCAUCAAGAACUCUGGGGACCUCGAUCUCUCUUCCAUUCACUACUCAGUUUUCUCAUUGGGAGACAGUCACUACUGGCCUCGAAAAGAGGACAAGAUCUACUACAACAAGCCCGGAAAAGAUCUUGACGCUCGUGUAUCAUUCCUUGGCGGCAAGAAAUUGACUGACAUCGGCCUGGGAGAUGACCAGGAUCCCGACGCGUUCCAGACGGGGUAUCAGGAAUGGGAGCCGAGAUUGUGGCGGGCUUUGGGUGUGGACAAGGUCGAGGGACUACCUGAGGAACCGCCGCCAUUGACCAACGAGGAUAUGAAAUUACAAUCCAAUUACUUGCGAGGCACUAUCGCAGAGGGCCUGCGUGAUGAGUCGACUGGUGCAAUCUCCGCAACUGACCAACAGCUUACCAAGUUCCAUGGCACCUAUAUGCAAGACGAUCGCGACGUGAGAGACGAACGCAAGGCUCAGGGAUUGGAACCUGCCUACUCCUUCAUGAUCCGUUGCAGAUUGCCCGGCGGAGUUGCAACGCCAAAGCAAUGGCUGCAAAUGGAUGCCAUUAGCAGCGCGCAUGGGAACGAGACGAUGAAACUCACAACACGCCAGACCUUCCAGUUCCAUGGCGUUGUCAAGGGGAAGUUGAGACCUGCCAUGCAAGCCAUCAACCAGGCCCUGAUGACCACUAUUGCCGCGUGUGGUGAUGUAAACCGCAAUGUAAUGUGCAGCAGCCUUCCGGAGCUGUCGUAUUACCAUAAAGAGGUUCAUGCCAUUUCAAAGCGUAUCAGCGAUCAUUUGAUACCUUCAACGACUGCUUACCACGAAAUCUGGCUGAAAGAUGACAAGGAUACCAAAAUCCAGGUUGCGGGCAACGCCGUUGUUGACCAUGAACCCCUCUACGGGCCUACUUACCUCCCUCGAAAAUUCAAGAUUACCAUUGCCAUCCCCCCACACAAUGACACCGACGUUUACGCUCACGACAUUGGCCUCAUUGCCAUUAAAGGCGCCAACGGCCACCUGGAAGGAUUCAACGUUCUUGCCGGAGGCGGCAUGGGAAUGACACACAACAACAAAAAGACCUACCCGCGAACAGGAAGCAUGUUCGGUUUCGUCCCAGCAGACCACAUCCACAUCGUCUGCGAAAAGAUCAUGCUCGUCCAGCGUGAUCACGGCGACCGCAAAAACCGCAAGCACGCCCGUUUAAAGUAUACAAUCGACGACAUGGGUUCUGACGUUUUCAAGAGCAAAGUCGAAGACCUGCUCCCCUCAAACCUCCGUUUCACACCAUCGCGCCCCUUCAAAUUCGACUCCAACAUCGACACCUUCGGCUGGCAGAAAGAUGAAAGGGGUCUGAAUCAUUUCACUUUCUUCAUUGAAAACGGCCGCGUCGAAGACACAGCUGAAUUCUCGAUGCGUACGGGUCUCCGCAAGCUCGCCGAGCUGGGAAAGGGCGAGUUCCGCCUUACCGGUAAUCAGCACGUUAUCCUCUCCAACAUCGAAGACGCUGAUCUCCCUGCCGUCAAGGCGCUAAUGGCUGAAUACAAACUCGAUAACACCGCCUUCUCAGGUCUGCGACUCUCAUCGUCUGCCUGCGUCGCUUUCCCCACCUGCGGGCUUGCGAUGGCUGAGUCAGAGCGCUACCUGCCCAUCCUGAUCGACAAGCUCGAGGACUGCCUGGCGGAGAACGGCCUGAGCAAGGAAAGCAUUGUCAUGCGCAUGACAGGCUGUCCAAAUGGGUGUGCGCGACCCUGGUUGGCCGAGGUGGCGUUUGUGGGUAAAGCAUAUGGUGCCUAUAACAUGUAUCUGGGCGGUGGUUAUCAUGGCCAGCGGCUGAAUAAGCUUUACCGAGCGUCGAUUAUGGAGGAUGAGAUUCUGACGAUCAUGAAGGAAUUGCUGAAGCGGUAUUCGCUGGAGCGGCGAGCGGCAGCCGUUGAAGGAGGGGAGUCGGAGAGGUUUGGUGAUUGGUGUAUUCGGUCUGGCGUUAUUAAGGAGACAACGGAAGGGAAGACUUUCCAUGAAGAUGUUGCGGAAGACGAUGAGGAUGAGGAGUAAUACAUAAACCACAUCGAUAUCUAGCUCCUCUACUAUACCUUGCUUGAAAUGCUUUUUGACGUCUCUUCGUGCUAUGUGUUUCAACAAUCAAUUUUGGAAUCAGUCCAUGUUCUUUUGUAUUUGCGGAAACUCUCUCCAUAGAUACGCAGAUACCUGUAUAUAAGUUCAUACUCUAUCCUAGAAAUUUGAAUUCCUUGCCGUCGUUUUUAA
Histoplasma capsulatum G186AR is the source of this 4818-nucleotide messenger RNA. RefSeq names its product sulfite reductase beta subunit. Gene Ontology annotation, cellular component: sulfite reductase complex (NADPH). Gene Ontology annotation, biological process: sulfate assimilation. Gene Ontology annotation, molecular function: heme binding; iron-sulfur cluster binding; FMN binding. The transcript has 4 exons. The record is from RefSeq and is a predicted model, not a curated record. Lineage: Eukaryota; Fungi; Ascomycota; Eurotiomycetes; Onygenales; Ajellomycetaceae. Bases 1 to 4608 code for a protein of 1535 amino acids.